AGUCGGGUAUACACAAUUUCCGGUCCGAAUCCCGGAUGAACAGUAAUUCAGCAUAAUUAUUUCGUUGAUUUCUAGUAUCACACAGCAGCCAGCACUUCACGGCAAAUCGCCAUGGCUCUACUGACUUCAACCAAACCCGAUGAGGAUCAGGUUCUGGUUGAAGAGAGGUCUUCUGCAAGAAUAUUGACAUUGAAUAGACCUAGGCAAUUGAACGCCCUUUCAUUUCAAAUGGUUUCUCGGUUGUUGAAACUUUUCUUUGUCUAUGAGGAGGAUUCAAAUGUCAAGUUGGUAAUUGUGAAGGGAAAGGGGAGGGCAUUUUGUGCUGGUGGUGAUGUUGCAGCUGUGGUUCGUGAUUGUAGUAUAGGUGACUGGAGAUCAGGUGCAAAUUAUUUUCAGAAGGAAUACCUCUUAAAUUACAUCAUGGCAACCUAUUGUAAACCCCAGGUUUCAAUUCUUAAUGGAAUUGUGAUGGGAGGUGGAGCCGGUGCAUCAAUUCACGGGAGAUUCCGGGUUGCAACAGAGAAUUCGGUCUUUGCAAUGCCUGAAACAGGUUUGGGACUCUUCCCAGAUGUAGGUGCCUCUUAUUUCUUGUCCAGACUCCAAGGAUUCUUUGGAGAAUAUGUGGGUCUUACCGGCGCUAGGUUGGAUGGUGCUGAAAUGCUUGCGUGUGGCCUUGCAACUCACUUUGUCCCCUCAGUGAGUUUGUCUCUGUUGGAAGAGGCACUGCACAAGUUAGAUUCAAGUGAUCCAGCCAUUGUUUCUGCAACCAUUGACAAAUACUCACAGCAACCUUAUUUGAAAGAGCAAAGUGCAUAUCACAGAUUGGAUCUAAUUGAUAGGUGCUUCUCUCGAAGAACAGUCGAAGAUAUUUUAUCUGCCCUUGAGAGAGAGGCAUUGAAUAAGAAUGAUGAUUGGAUAUCUGCGACAAUUAAGUCACUGAAGCAAGCAUCUCCAACGAGCCUGAAGGUUUCUCUGAGAUCGAUUAGACAAGGAAGGCUCCAGGGUGUUGGUCAAUGCCUUGUUCGCGAGUAUAGAAUGGUUUGUCAUAUCCUACAAGGGAAAGUCAGCCGGGAUUUCUUUGAGGGCUGUAGAGCUAUACUGUUGGACAAGGAUAAGAACCCAAAGUGGGAGCCCUCUAAGUUGGAGCUUGUUAGUGAGGAUAUGGUCGACUCAUACUUCUCUAUGUUGGAUGGUGAAGAUUGGGAAGAUUUGAAGUUCCCUGCAAGGUCCAAUUUGCCUGUAUCUGCCAUUGCAAAGCUUUAACGCAUCAAGAUGGAAAAAAGGCACUACAAGAAAUUAGGCUUUUUGCAGUGCACAAAAUCGUCGCAAAAAUCUCCUAAAAUCGCUGUAUCAAGUCAUUUCCAGCGAUUUCAAACUCGUUGCACGCUCGCCGCUAUUAACCCACCGAUUUUGAUCAUUGCAGUGAUAGAAUAAAAAUCAUUGAUAAAAACCA
Carya illinoinensis is the source of this 1453-nucleotide messenger RNA. Its product is annotated as 3-hydroxyisobutyryl-CoA hydrolase 1-like. The transcript has 14 exons. Gene Ontology annotation, molecular function: 3-hydroxyisobutyryl-CoA hydrolase activity. Gene Ontology annotation, biological process: L-valine catabolic process. NCBI's taxonomy places the organism in Eukaryota, Viridiplantae, Streptophyta, Magnoliopsida, Fagales, Juglandaceae. Bases 112 to 1263 code for a protein of 383 amino acids. The record is from RefSeq and is a predicted model, not a curated record.